Molecule: messenger RNA, 972 nt
Organism: Lathyrus oleraceus (garden pea)
Lineage: Eukaryota; Viridiplantae; Streptophyta; Magnoliopsida; Fabales; Fabaceae
Exons: 1
Coding region: 19-972 (317 amino acids)
Biological process (GO): cellular response to ionizing radiation; DNA repair; mitotic intra-S DNA damage checkpoint signaling
Cellular component (GO): checkpoint clamp complex
Source: RefSeq, a predicted model, not a curated record
UCCAUCACUCCAUUGUUCAUGUUUGCUUGCUUCCAUCAUGAGUGCUUCAUUUGCAAGUUAUCCUUGGCCAACCAUGUUUAUGUUCAUGCCAUGCCUACAAGAGCAGUCAAGUUAUACAAAAAAACAGCAGGUCAUAACCACUUCAACCCAACCAAAGACAAUGAUUCAUUGCUACACACCCAACUCUGGAUAGAUCCUAAGGAGGAGUUUAUGCAGUAUGUUCAUACUGGGGACCCUGUAGAUUUGACUUUCAGUGUAAAAGAACUGAAGGCAUUUCUUUCAUUUUGCGAGGGCUGUGAAACUGAUAUCCAUUUACAUUUUGAGAAAACUGGCGAACCAAUUCUCAUGGCACCUAAAUUUGGUUUGGAAGAUGGGUCCAAUUCGAAUUUUGAUGCUACCCUUUUACUGGCAACCAUGUUAACAUCUCAGCUUCAUGAAGGCGCAGCAUCAGAACCUCCAGUGGUGCCUAACAAUACACAUGCUCGAACUGAAGAAAGAAAUGAAUCUCCAUUGCAGCAAGAGAACUGCAGAUUGAAUGCAUCAGAGCUUCCGUCUGACCACACCCGUAUUUGGUCAGACCUUUCAGCAGCUGCAGUUAAGAAUACUAGUGCCAUGGAAGAAAGGCAGGCCCAAGAAAGAACAACUUUGAAUGAUAACGAACAAAGAGAAAUUCAAAAGAUUAGUGCAGUGCAAAUUUCAAGAGGAAAAUUAGCCGCAGGAAAUAAUCCCAGGGAUUCCAAUUUCUGCCUACCAACUGAAAAUGAUCAUGUACAAGAGCCUCAAGAUAUGUUGCCAAAUCAUGGUCAACAAUACCUAUUGCAAGUCCAUGUGUGCUCCCUUGCUUACUUCAAAUGCAAGUUUCCAUUCAUGUCCAUGAGUGAACCUACAAAACCAAAGCCAAGUCAUGUGCCAAAACUGCAGCAAGACCAUGAAUGUCUGCAACUGUCUCAAGCCAUAGGCCAUACCUGCUGA